Rhodofomes roseus is the source of this 1164-nucleotide messenger RNA. Its product is annotated as Homocysteine S-methyltransferase. The record is from RefSeq and is a predicted model, not a curated record. The transcript is spliced from 4 exons. Lineage: Eukaryota; Fungi; Basidiomycota; Agaricomycetes; Polyporales; Fomitopsidaceae. Bases 1 to 1164 code for a protein of 387 amino acids. Gene Ontology annotation, molecular function: S-adenosylmethionine-homocysteine S-methyltransferase activity. Gene Ontology annotation, biological process: S-methylmethionine cycle.
AUGUACCAACCGAGGAUGAGCCAUUCAGGGAGGAACGAACGGAUUCUGGUGUUGGAUGGCGGGCUGGGGACAACACUUGAGGAGCUCUUCCAACGAGAUAUAUUUUCGCCGCUCUGGUCUGCGAAACCGGUUGACGAAGAUCCCGAGGUCAUAAUUAAGGCGCAUCUCGCUUUCCUGCGCGCAGGGGCGGACAUCAUCCUUACCUCUACCUAUCAAUGCGCCUUUGAAACCUUCGCCGCCUCGGGGUAUACAGGAGAAGAUGCCGUGAGGAUCAUGCGCAAGUCAGUCAAGCUCGCACACGAGGCACGAAGCCGGUUUUUUGAAGAACAGAAAGCUGAUGGAAGACGAGAACGAUAUGUCAAGAUUGCACUAUCCCUUGGUCCCUUCGGUGCGACACUGAGUCCCGCACAAGAGUUCGACGGGUUCUAUCCUCCCCCGUACGGCCCGAGCGGCUACUCGGACGCUCCGGGACAGAGCAACACGAACGCGUUCCCGAACACAUCAGAAGGACAUAGACUCAGAGCAGACUCUGUGGAGAGACUGGCAGAGUCUCACCUCGGGAGGCUGCGAGUCUUCGCGGACGACCCGGAGACGUGGGCGAUGAUCGACCUCGUUGCGUUCGAGACCGUACCGCUAAGCAGGGAGGUCAAGGCAAUUCGGAGGGCAGUAGGGAAGCUGCAGAAAGGAUUGGAUGGACGGGGAAUGGAGAUGAAGAAGUGGUGGGUAAGCACCGUCUGGCCAGACGGGCGAUAUCCGGAGGAGCGAGAACCAGGCGGCGAGAGGGUCUCUCCCGGGGAGGUAGUGCACGCACUGCUCAAUGAAUAUAACGCAGAGACCGUGGCCCAGGAAAUACCAAGGCCCUGGGGAGUGGGCAUCAACUGCACCUCGCUCGACCACCUCGCGCCGCUCCUCGCCGAGUUCACCGCCGGGAUCCGACACCUCUAUUCCGACCAUGACGGCGGUGACACAUACGACGUCGUUCGGCGUGUCUGGGUGCCUACGUCGAACGGCAAGGGCGAUGGGUGGGCUGCGAGGCUGUGGGAGCUGGCGAACAUGACUGCUCAAGAGGAGCGUGUAUGGGAUGGCGUCGUGCUAGGCGGAUGUUGCCGCACAGGGCCCGCGGAGAUCGACGCGUUGGUGAGGAGAGUCUUGGACAGUGCAUAG